AUGGAAUACAAUAAUUUCACACCUCCGAUCACAAUCAAAAAUAGUUCUCCCAUUGCUACUUCUGGUAUAGCAGCUUUGUUAUUACCAAAUGGAAGGACAACACAUUCACGAUUUCAUAUUCCAUUGGAUGUCACUCCAGAGACAACCUGUGAUAUAAAACAUGGAAGUCAACUAGCUGAACUUUUAAAUAAAACUCUACUGAUUAUCUGGGAUGAAGCGCCAAUGGUAGGAGAGGGAUCAAAUUAUGAUGCAGCAAAUAAGGACAUGAUUAAACUGUCACAUGAUGUUUGCAUUGUACCAUUUGGCGAUCCUAUCGGAUCCAUUGUGGAAGACGUAUAUCCAUCGCUAUUACAGAAGUACAACAACCCAGAAUAUUUGAAAGAAAGGGCAAUACUCACACCUAAAAAUGAACUGGUACAUGAGUUAAAUGAAAUAAUUAUGAAGAUGAUACUCGUGGAAGGGAGAACAUAUUAUAGCUCAGAUAAUGUGUGUAAAUCAAGUGUAAACACUAACAAGGAAGAUGUAUUGUACCCAACUGAAUUUUUAAACAACCUGCGCUUUCCAGGGAUCCCGAACCAUGACAUACAGUUAAAAGUAGGAAUUCUUGUUAUGCUUCUGAGGAAUCUAAACCAAACAGAAGUCCUUUGCAAUGGAACAAGAUUAGUCAUCACACAUCUUGGUAUUUGGUCAGUCAGCGCAAACAUCAUUUCAGGUAAGAACCUUGGUUCACGUGUCACAAUUCCAAGAAUUAUUUUUUACCGAACGAAACAAAGUGGCCAUUCAAGUUACAAAGGCGACAACUAUCAUUAG
This is a messenger RNA of Solanum pennellii, 810 nucleotides long. RefSeq lists its product as uncharacterized. Gene Ontology annotation, molecular function: DNA helicase activity. Gene Ontology annotation, biological process: DNA repair; telomere maintenance. Lineage: Eukaryota; Viridiplantae; Streptophyta; Magnoliopsida; Solanales; Solanaceae. The record is from RefSeq and is a predicted model, not a curated record. Bases 1 to 810 code for a protein of 269 amino acids. The transcript is spliced from 2 exons.